Molecule: messenger RNA, 492 nt
Organism: Hypoxylon trugodes
Lineage: Eukaryota; Fungi; Ascomycota; Sordariomycetes; Xylariales; Hypoxylaceae
Product: RmlC-like cupin
Exons: 4
Coding region: 1-492 (163 amino acids)
Source: RefSeq, a predicted model, not a curated record
AUGGCCUCUAAUCAAUUGAUGAAAACACCGGACAUCCCUGUGAAUCUCGUCCGUGCCAAAGCAGGAGAGACUUUCAUGUUGGGGACCGUUAAAAUCCGUGUUAUGGAAGAUGGCAGCAACACUCACGAUCGGAUUGGUAGUGCUGAGUUCACUGUCCCCCCGCAUACAGAGGGACCACCAAAGCAUUGGCAUGAAAUGCACGACGAGACGUUCUUAGUCCUUUCCGGAAAACUUCGGUUCCACGUCAAGGAUGGGGGUAUCGUGGAUUGUGAAACCGGCGAUUACGUGACAGUGCCAGUACGCUCACCGCACACGUUCCUCAACCCUUUUGAUGAGGAGUGUAGGUUCUUCAACACCUUCACGCCUUCUUACUAUAUCAACUACUUCAAAGUGCUUAGCCAAUUGCUAGAGCCGGGCAAGCCGAUGGACCCGGAAGCUAAUAAGAAGGCCAUGGCGUACUUUGCGACUAUCGGUGUCUCGGACGGGGCUUAA